Necator americanus (New World hookworm) is the source of this 2676-nucleotide messenger RNA. RefSeq lists its product as uncharacterized. Gene Ontology annotation, biological process: non-motile cilium assembly; protein localization to ciliary transition zone. Bases 1 to 2676 code for a protein of 891 amino acids. NCBI's taxonomy places the organism in Eukaryota, Metazoa, Nematoda, Chromadorea, Rhabditida, Ancylostomatidae. Gene Ontology annotation, cellular component: ciliary transition zone. The transcript is spliced from 26 exons. The record is from RefSeq and is a predicted model, not a curated record.
AUGGAAGAAGAACUUCUGGUGCCGUCUAAACCAAGACGGCAGCUACCUCCACUUCAACCUCCUAGAAGACGUAUGUCAUCUUCAUGGACGGAAAAUCUUGAACCAUCCAUGGAAAUCAAAUCACCCCCAGCUGUGAAAUCGCCAGAGGGAAGGCCUGGAUCCUCCAAAACUUUUUUCUCACGUCCUUUAAGUGAGGUGGCACCAUCUCCUGAUGAUGAGGUUUUUGUCACAUCAAAACCAUCUCCGUCUUCCCCACUUGAGCCGAUGGAAACGGAAACGAGAGAAGAAAAACCAGAGAAGAAGGUGCAUAGAAGGGAAUCGAUCAAGGAUCAUCUGCUUAGGUUUAAAAUGAAGGCUGGGAAGGUUCUGGAGGAUGUACACGAUCGACUCACCGAGGAUCAUUCAUCGGUGGCUCCGAUAUCGUCACCUGCUACUCCCUUAGAACUGACUUCAGCAGCGGAUGUGGACGAAUGUUCCUCGAUCGAGGGCCGAGUGAAGAGUCCCACCUUGUCUCAAUCGUCGAAACGUACAUCAACAUCGGCCGAAUUGAAAGCAUCGAUGCGAUCGAAACUUCGAAAACAGGCUGAACAAACUGUGGAACGAAAACGAGGAUCCGUACAGUUGGCUAAACGACUUCAACGACGAUUAACUAUUCACCAAGAGGAAGGACCAACACAGGGCGAACUGCAAUCUGUUGACGAACAAAUCGAACAAUCGUUGAAGAUUGGAGCACGAUUUCUACAGGAACAAGCCUCACUGAAUCCACCUGAUGAUGUUCAGCAAGCAUUUUUCGUGGACGAGUAUGAAAAAGAGCCGGAGCCGAAAGUUCUCGGACCAGUAUUGAGCUAUCGUAGAGCGGAAAUGGUGGAUGAAGACCAACAGGGUCAGCUGACGUACUACGAUUCUCGCCCUCAAGAUUUAGAAGCCAGCAGUGCGAUGACGUCAUCAGCGAUGGAACAACGUCUUUCGUCGGCAUUUUUCGCCAACGGUAAACUUCGUUCUGUUGAUGAAUCGAAUUUUGUGAAACCUCUGAAGACCAUCCAAAGAGAGGAAAUCUCGUACAACUAUGUGAAGGCGGAGCCAUGGGAAGUUUUUGUGGACGAGAUUCGCGGAGGCGAAUACGUUCAAUUGGACGUCUUUUUGGGUACAAUAUGCAUUGAACAACAUCCAUUGAGUGGAGAUGAGGAUAAGAUUGCACUGAAUCUGCGCACACUUUACGAGCAACAACUCCAACGUAUCAAUGAGAUGACGGACACACUAGUGAACAUAGAGAAUCUGCCUACUGGUGAAAACCCGUCCGCUCUACGAGAACAUGUCGAUGUACUGUAUCGAGAUAUACGAAUAGCUGCGGAAGAACUGCAAAGAGAAUACAGUAGACUAGAGAGUUGCCGUGAUCGACAGGGAUACAACGUGUCGGCGUUGAAGUACUCGGUGUAUGAGGAAGACGAGAGCGGUUCCCUCCUUGGAAAACUCACCACGGACAAUCCAGUCACUCCAUUCGCAGCUCUUCCGCAGGCGGAACGUACCCGCAUAGAGUCUCUUAAGAAGAAAUCGCUCCAAGUCAUCCUACAUUUCAAUGACAUCUUCGUUUGUAAGUCGAAAACCGUACCUCUGGAUACUUUUCAAUAUCGAUUCGAUCAAAUCUAUAACUUGGAGAUAGUCUCCGAACCAAAAACGAUCACUGCCACUAUUGUGGAGAAGACUGGAACAGUUAAGAAAACGCUUGCAAAGAUCAACAUCCUGUUGCCUCCGGACGACACUUCCACUGAAAAUUCCCCACCGACUCAGCGUUUAUCUUUCGAAAACGUUGAAAACUCAGUUACCGGUUAUAUCCUUGCCUACGCUAAUUACUCUGGUGAGACUCGAGCCAGACGGAGGGAGAGCGCUGCUGCAGCGGCAGUAGAGAUCAAGGAAGAUACACCAUUCUCAUUUAUACCGCCAGGUGUACGAUUGAUCUCUGAUGAGGAAUUUGAGUCGAAUCCUAGAUGGGAGGCGUUGGAGCGGAGAUCAGCGAAACGCAAUGAGACGGGGAGGAUCCCCAUUGAUGCUUCCGACAUGGACGUCAUUUCCGGUGUCCGUAGUGAAGAUCGUCGUCAUCGAGCAUCAUUUCGCACCGCCAUAGACGGAAUGCGAGCGUUAGGAGUUGCGCACGCUGUAAAACUGAGGACCCGGUUACUGGAAAGGGAACAGGACGCUUCGACGCUGUUAUACUCAGAAAUUGUCCGCGAAGAGCCUUUACCGGGUCUUUUCGGCGCUAUCGGCUCACUUUGCGGUCCAGCAGAUCUUUCCAGAAAAUUGAAACCGAUGAGAGUCGUACAGACAAGACAACAGAAUUUCUCGCCGUCAUCCUUGAAUCUGGUGGUGAAUGUGCAGGCGGCGACGAAUCUGCCGACAAGGGCAGACGGCAAGCUGCAUUCUGUGGUUGAGGUCAGCUUCCAGGACAACGUCAAGGUAACGCCAUCCGUAUCCGGAAAACAUCCAAACUGGCAACAUGGUGUGUCGCUAUCAGUGAAGGAUACCAGUGAUCCAAAAUCAAUAAUCGAUUGUAUCCAGCUGAAUGUGUAUGAUCAGAGAUUGUGGGUAUCGAUCGACUUGACGUUGAAGGCAGUGAUCGGGGGAAUUUUUGAGGUUAGGGUCUCUACAAGAUGGAAGGAGCUGGGAGUAGUUACCAAGUAG